Vitis riparia (riverbank grape) is the source of this 1253-nucleotide messenger RNA. RefSeq names its product ribonucleoside-diphosphate reductase small chain. The record is from RefSeq and is a predicted model, not a curated record. Gene Ontology annotation, biological process: deoxyribonucleotide biosynthetic process. Lineage: Eukaryota; Viridiplantae; Streptophyta; Magnoliopsida; Vitales; Vitaceae. Gene Ontology annotation, molecular function: oxidoreductase activity.
UAUACCCUCUCUUCCUCCUUAUAAAAUCCACAUAGCCCUGCAAAUCUCUCAGCAACCCACCAUCAAUUUUCUCUUCAAACUGUCCAGUCCUCCUAUAAGAAAUGCCUUCGAUUCCUGAAGAGCCCUUGCUCGCUCCUAACCCAGAUCGGUUCUGUAUGUUCCCGAUUCAGUACCCUGAAGUCUGGGAAAUGUACAAGAAGGCCGAGGCGUCGUUUUGGACCGCCGAGGAAGUCGACCUCUCUCAGGACCAGCGUCAAUGGGAAAACCUCACCAGCGACGAGAAGCACUUCAUCAGUCAUAUCCUUGCCUUCUUCGCCGCUUCUGACGGAAUCGUCCUCGAAAACCUCGCCGGAAGGUUCAUGAAGGAGGUCCAGGUCGCCGAGGCUCGUGCCUUCUAUGGAUUUCAGAUUGCCAUUGAAAACAUCCACUCUGAGAUGUACAGUCUGUUGUUAGAAUCGUAUAUCAAGGAUCCAAAGGAGAAAAACAGGCUCUUUCACGCAAUCGAUACCAUCCCCUGUGUGGCGAAGAAAGCCCAGUGGGCUCUCCGAUGGAUCGACGGCUCCGAAACCUUUGCCGAACGCCUGCUCGCAUUCGCCUGCGUGGAAGGCAUCUUCUUCUCCGGAAGCUUCUGCUCGAUAUUCUGGCUAAAGAAACGCGGUCUCAUGCGAUUAACUUUCUCGAAUGAGUUAAUCUCGCGAGACGAGGGCUUACACUGCGACUUCGCGUGCUUACUCUACAGCCUACUUAGGAAUAAACUAAGCGAGGAGAGAGUGAAGGCAAUCGUCGCCGACUCGGUGGAUAUAGAAAGAGAGUUCGUCUGCGACGCGUUACCGUGCGCUCUAGUGGGGAUGAACAGUGCUCUAAUGAGCCAAUACAUCGAAUUCGUUGCCGAUCGCCUGCUCGGCGCCUUGGGUUACGGGAAGAUGUACAACGUUUCGAAUCCGUUCGACUGGAUGGAACUAAUCUCUUUGCAGGGAAAGACCAACUUCUUCGAGAAGAGGGUUGGGGAGUACCAGAAGGCUUCAGUGAUGUCGAGCUUGAACGGUGACGGCGAUACCCACGUCUUCAAGAUGGAUGAAGAUUUCUGAUCUAGGGUUGUUGUUGACUUGUUUAUGUAACUUUGGGGGUUACUUUAGUUUGUUUUUUCAAAUUUCUUUCGAGAAAUUAUAUUAAAGUAUAAGAUUUGGUGACUUCUUAUUUAACCGGUUCAUAUGGCUAUGGAUUUCGAGGCUGUAUAGUAGUUGAAUUGUUUU